Linum tenue is the source of this 525-nucleotide messenger RNA. The record is from the annotation of a GenBank genome assembly. NCBI's taxonomy places the organism in Eukaryota, Viridiplantae, Streptophyta, Magnoliopsida, Malpighiales, Linaceae.
AUGGAGCAGAAAGCAAUGGAGAGAGUAAUAUCUUUGGGGACAAGUAGUAGUGCUAGUACCAAGCGUACAAGACGUGGAUCCAUAUUGAAUGUUGGAAAUCAUCAUAAUAACAUAGAUGAACAACCGAGAAAGCUGAAAUUCAGGCCAUGUAGAGUGAUUGAGUUCAAGCCUGAGAUUACAAGUCCAAGGAGGCUCAAGUUCAAGCGAAGAGCACCGCGAAAUGAUAGCUCGUGGUCCAAAGUUUACACAAAUUUUGGGGUUUUAAGGGAAGGUUGUGUGAGGAGGGAAGAAAUUAAUCGACGAGUCGCGUUUGCGGAUGUGGUUGAUUAUAAGAAAGUGGUAUUAAGGCACCAAGAUAUGCAAGCAGAUAAAGUACUUUUGCAGGCUUCAAUAAACAACAUGAUUGAAGAAAUAGUGAGUAAGCUGGUGGAGGACAAGAAGAGCAAAGUGAAGGCUUUGGUUGGUGCUUUUGAGUCGUUGAACACUCUUCAUGAUUCCAAAGUCAUUCCCACUCUAACUGUAUGA